AUGAACUGGAUCAUUCGUUGUGUCACCGCUUUGGUAGCGUUUAGCCUUAUGCCACUUAUGUGCUACGGUAAAGAUACCGAAGAACAGAAGGAUGUAAUGUUUCUGGAACCGGGACGCCUUGUAUCGUAUGCGUACGAUGAAUGGAGCAUAUCUAGACCGGGUCUGGUCGUGUAUUGCUACCCGGGCCAAGAGCAAACACUGUUGAACGCUUUCUGCACCGUAUCGAUUCGUAUGCACUGUGACCAUGAUAACUACAACCAGUACCCGGGCAGUUCUCCGGUGGAGGUUAAGAAACACUACAAAGCCGAACAGAGUUUGUUCAGCUUCAAUGUGUUCGCCUCACGUAAGCGAAGGCAGGUAGAGCUGGAACCCUUCAACCAAAGCUGUCUCGGUGUGGUUUCCUCCGGAAAGUACGAAAUAGAGGUGCUGUUAAAUCGAUUCGAUUUGUGGCGCGUUGGACUGCUGGUUUUGGGUGUGCUGCUGUUCUACAUUGCGCUGCCGAUGAGCCAAAAUCCUCUGUUUUACUACACCGGAGGAAUUCUUAUCGGACUGACAUCGUUCGCACUAGCCCUCGUGUACAUGUUUAGCAAGUUGAUGCCGUAUCGACCGCUUAUGCUCGGUGUAAUGGUUGGCGGAUGGACACUUGGAUUUUACGGCAUGCAGAUGAUGUACGAAAACUUGCGACUAAUCUUCGUGCUCUACCAACAUUACGUGUUUUGGUAUUUGGCCAUCGUUGGAUCGAUCAGUUUCUUCGUGUGCUAUCGGCUUGGACCACCGAAAGAUCACCGCAGCAAACGAGUCAUUCAGUGGACGCUGCAAUUGAUCGCCCUAACGAUGGUGUUCUUUAGUAGCUAUCAGCGUACACUCGCCACCGGGUUUGUGCUGAUCGUCAUUGCGGCUUACUAUCAUGCCACUCCGCUGGCCGCGUUACGCUGGAUACGCAAUCGGUUUCGUAGCCGCUAUCCAGGCCGUCGACGGUUGCUCACGGUGGAAGAGUUCGAGGAGCAAGGUCGGGCCGAAACGGAUCGUGCGCUGAAAGAUCUACGCGAAUACUGUCGCAGUCCGGAGUGUAAGCAGUGGACGACGAUGAUGAGGCUGCGAGAUCCGGUGCGUUUUGCAUCGUUCGUCGAAGGUUCGCCGCACGUGAUGGAUGAGGAAUGCUUCGAGUACGACAAUGUUCACUCCAGCAUAAGCAAUGACGAAUCGGAGGAACUGCAAGAAUCGAGCGAAGGGGAUGAGAACUGA
Anopheles marshallii is the source of this 1245-nucleotide messenger RNA. It is a transcript of the gene Nemp, whose product is annotated as nuclear envelope integral membrane protein. Lineage: Eukaryota; Metazoa; Arthropoda; Insecta; Diptera; Culicidae. The record is from RefSeq and is a predicted model, not a curated record. Bases 1 to 1245 code for a protein of 414 amino acids. Gene Ontology annotation, cellular component: nuclear envelope. The transcript has 2 exons.